ACAAAUAAAUACUCUGUUUACAAACCGUCAGAGGACGGGAGGAUGCUUCCGCUGAGGUGUGCACGGUUCUGUUCGCAGCACAGGAACGGACCGGUCCUGCGUCACUUUAUUUAGCCGAAUAACUGGCUGCACUCCAGACGAUUGAUUUUAUCCUGGAGGAGUGACCAGACGUCUAAGAGGCAGCUGCCUUUUAACAAAAACUCAACAUGGCUGACAGUGUGAAUGCGUUGCCAUUCUUUUAUGGCAACAUCACCAGGGAAGAGGCAGAGGGCUACCUGCGGCAGACAGGCUUGAGUAAUGGUCUGUAUCUGUUACGGCAAAGUCGAAAUUAUCUCGGAGGCUUUGCACUGUCAGUUUCCCACACAGGCCGUAUCUACCACUACACAAUUGAAAGAAAACCCAAUGAAACGUAUGCUAUUGCUGGUGGGAAGAGCCACCGAACCCCCAUGGAUGUGAUCGACUACCAUUCCCAGGAGAUGGAUGGUCUCGUAAGUCUGCUGAAGAAACCCUGCAAUCGGCCCAAGAACAUGCAGCCAAAGGUGGGGCCAUUUGAGGACUUGAAGGAGAAACUUAUCCGGGAGUACGUGAUGCAGACCUGGAACCUGCAGGGAGCAGUCCUUGAGCAGGCCAUUAUCAGCCAGAGGCCUCAGCUUGAGAAACUAAUUGCCACCACUGCUCAUGAGCGAAUGCCCUGGUUCCACGGAGCAAUAACACGGGAGGACUCUGAGUCCAGGCUUCAGGGUGGCCCGCGUAUAAAUGGAAAAUUCCUGAUCCGACAGAGAGAUCAGAACGGAUCAUACGCUCUGUGUUUAUUACACGAAGGUCAAGUGAUGCACUAUCGCAUCGACAGAGACAGACACGGCAAGAUCUCCAUCCCAGACGGGAAGAAAUUUGACACCCUGUGGCAGUUGGUGGAGCACUACUCCUACAAACCUGAUGGCUUGUUACGGGUCCUCACAGAGCCCAGUCCAAGACCCGAUGGAGAAACUGUGCAAAUAGGACGAAGCCAUGCUGGAUUGCCCCAUUCUAUCGUAAGUUGUCAAAGCCUGCAUUUGUGUAGUCGUGAAUCUCAACAGGACUCCAAUCCUUAUUCAACCAGGGUGGCUGGAAAUCAAGCAGCCAGCAAAGAGGCGAUGCCAAUGGACACCGAGGUGUACGAGAGUCCUUACGCAGAUCCAGAUGAACUAAGGAGCUCCACAGUGGAUCGCAACCAGCUCUUUCUGGAGGACGAAGAAUUGGGCUCUGGGAACUUUGGCACAGUCAAAAAAGGGAUCUACAGGAUGAGAAAAACACAGAAACAGGUUGCUGUGAAAAUCCUGAAGAACGAUGGCAACAACCCAGCCAUACGUGAGGAAAUGCUGCGGGAAGCCGACGUCAUGCAGCAGCUGGACAAUCCUUACAUUGUUCGAAUGAUUGGGAUCUGUGACGCAGAGGACCUCAUGCUGGUUAUGGAACUGGCCGAGUUGGGUCCGCUUAACAAGUUCCUGCAGAAAAACAAGAGCACGUCCAUAAAGAACAUCACAGAGCUGGUUCAUCAGGUUUCCAUGGGGAUGAAGUACCUGGAGGAGCAUAACUUUGUGCACAGAGACCUUGCUGCCAGGAACGUACUGCUAGUCACACAACACUAUGCAAAGAUCAGUGACUUUGGCCUCUCUAAGGCUAUUGCAGAGGAGAACAACUACUACAAGGCUACGGUUCAUGGGAAGUGGCCGGUGAAAUGGUACGCUCCUGAGUGUAUAAACUACUUCAAGUUCUCAUCCAAAAGUGACGUGUGGAGCUUCGGCGUGCUCAUGUGGGAGGCCUUUUCCUAUGGCCAAAAACCAUACAAGGGGAUGAAGGGAAAUGAUGUUAUGCAUAUGAUUGAAAGUGGAAAACGCAUGGACCCCCCAGUGAACUGUCCACCAGAGAUGUCGGACAUCAUGUUAGCGUGCUGGACAUACAAGGUGGAUGAAAGGCCUGCGUUUUCUGUUGUUGAGCCAAGACUACGAGAGUAUUACUAUGACAUCGCUGCACAGUGAUUCUUCCCAUAAAUUUUAUGAUAAUCUUCCGACUUUUGAUUGACAAAAACAAUUUGUCAUCUAUAAGCCAUGAAUCAUGAAUGUCUUAUGAGUUACAAACAUUGUAAUAUGAUCUUAAACUCUGACAUUUGUUCAGUAUCUUAGAUAUUUUGGAAACUAGCUCAGGAAGCAUAUUGUUCAUUUUACAAACUACUGUAUCUUUAAAGUAUAUAAAGGCAGAUAUGAUUAUCAGUGAAAGAGAAAAGUAGCAGUUGUGUAUGAGUGAGUGAAUGAAUGGGUGAAUGUAGUCUUAAAGCUCAUGCAUAGUCAGCAAAACUAAAAUAUUACCAAAUAAUGCAAUCUAUGUUCCUUAUGGAUUAUUAUUAUUAUGCAUAUGCCGUGUAUUUUUUUUUCAUGAAUGUAACACAGAAGCUUAUAAUAAUAAUAUUUUUUGUGAGAAAAUGUUACAGCUAACUAUGUAACAUAAUCAUUUAUUUGUGCUUCCAACUGAAAGUUGUAAAAUGAGUGAAAGCUAUACCACAAUAUCAUUAUAGUUUUAUAUUAAAAAACUGCAUAUUA
Molecule: messenger RNA, 2576 nt
Organism: Austrofundulus limnaeus
Lineage: Eukaryota; Metazoa; Chordata; Actinopteri; Cyprinodontiformes; Rivulidae
Gene: syk
Product: spleen tyrosine kinase
Exons: 13
Coding region: 207-2018 (603 amino acids)
Biological process (GO): protein phosphorylation; intracellular signal transduction
Cellular component (GO): cytoplasm
Molecular function (GO): ATP binding; non-membrane spanning protein tyrosine kinase activity
Source: RefSeq, a predicted model, not a curated record